AUGCUCCUCGAAUUCACCCGCAGCUACAAGCGUAGAAGCCAUCUGGGACACUCGUCUAUGUUCCGCCUGAAGCAAAGCUGCCGGAGAAUUAAAGAGUUCUGUGAUCAGCGUGGCGACGUGGGAGAGUAUGGCAUCAUCCAAGAUCAUUGCAUAAACCCCACAAGUGUUUCCAGGUCGGGCCUCAAUCAUUUACGGAAUAUCUUGAGAAACCAGGCACCACCUGGACUCGCACCCGUUCUCCAAGCCCUUCUGGUCGCUGACGCGCUGAUCUACCAGCUUCCAGAUAGCAGGGAACGAGAUAUCGAAUUCACUCAGGAUCUGUAUCGGUGGAAAGUUGUUGCACUCGAACGAGAAUUAGACAGGAAAAUGUUUGACGAACUUGUCCGUGCCAUUUGGAAGACCGAGUGUAUACCCCCCAACACGCUGCCAGCAUCUCAGGAGGACGCCCUGCGGUUCGGUGAAUUGGCUAGGGAUCUUGUUUCGGUCACCCAUAUCAAGCCUCCUGACCUAAAACCCGGUGGUUCUUCUAUUACAAUCUGUGGCGCUCAAUGUUCUGUUUGCAACUUCAUCCGGUAG
This is a messenger RNA of Fusarium graminearum PH-1, 576 nucleotides long. RefSeq lists its product as uncharacterized. The transcript has 3 exons. The record is from RefSeq and is a predicted model, not a curated record. The coding region runs from base 1 to 576 and encodes 191 amino acids. NCBI's taxonomy places the organism in Eukaryota, Fungi, Ascomycota, Sordariomycetes, Hypocreales, Nectriaceae.